Penicillium vulpinum is the source of this 519-nucleotide messenger RNA. RefSeq lists its product as uncharacterized. Bases 1 to 519 code for a protein of 172 amino acids. The transcript is spliced from 5 exons. NCBI's taxonomy places the organism in Eukaryota, Fungi, Ascomycota, Eurotiomycetes, Eurotiales, Aspergillaceae. The record is from RefSeq and is a predicted model, not a curated record.
AUGUUGAGUUGGCAACUGGCAUCCCUGAUGAUGGCUCACAGUCUCAAAAUGGCCGUCACACUCGGUGGAUCUAUCCUUUGCUGCGGCGAGCUGGUUGCAUCCAGCCCCAAAAAACUCUCGAAUCAACUUCUGAAGCCCCCCUGCUCUUUUGCCUCUCGCUCCGUCUUACCACCGAAAGCCGCUCGCCCAUCCUUGGGGACCCGCAUACAGGCUCCCACAGCGCCGGGCUCUUCUGAUCCCGCUCCCGCACCUUACACACGCCUGCCUUUGACCGGCGACAAAUCGUUGACGGCGUACGGGGAUUGGUCGACCGGUCAACUUAUCCUUUCCUGCAGCCGGUCCAAUCGUCCAAUGGCAACCGUCAGCCGGGAUGUCAGUUGCAUGCAACUAACGAGACCUUUCCCCACCCUUCCUGCACCGAAGAGUACGUCGGAAAUGAGCAACGUUAACUUGGCACGCGUCAUUUGGCGACGGUUUCUGGCGGGCCGCCAGCCCGCCAGCCGUCGGGAUAUGACCUAG